AUGCAAAUAAUGAUGAAGAUAAUGAACCUUUUGAUAAAACUGAAUUAUAUAAUUUAUAUUGGAAUACUAAUGAUACUGAAGAUAAAAAUUAUUGGAAGGCUGUUAAUGAAGAAGUACUUUGA
Molecule: messenger RNA, 122 nt
Organism: Racocetra fulgida
Lineage: Eukaryota; Fungi; Glomeromycota; Glomeromycetes; Diversisporales; Gigasporaceae
Source: the annotation of a GenBank genome assembly